AUGAACAAUAUCUAAGGGUAUUCACUUUCAAAGCCAUCAACUAAAACCACAUAAGCACCAGGUGGCAACUCAUCCAUCUCAUUUGGAUCCGAUGAGCCUGCCCCUCAAUAAAAACGAGUUGUUAGAGACCCAAAUGCUAGUCAAUUUACUCUAGGAGGAGAGCCUGUUCCCCAAAAAGGAUAGCAAUCAUAGCAAUAAUAAUAAUAGGAUUAAGGGACCCAUACAUCCGUCAAAGUUAAGAAUCCACCUGGAGGUCGUUCAUAAAUAUAAUUCGGAUGAAAUAUUAGUUUAACAAAUAAUUCAUUUACAAUUAAUUGCAUCUCACCUAUUCUAUAAA
This is a messenger RNA of Paramecium tetraurelia, 337 nucleotides long. RefSeq lists its product as uncharacterized. The record is from RefSeq and is a predicted model, not a curated record. NCBI's taxonomy places the organism in Eukaryota, Ciliophora, Oligohymenophorea, Peniculida, Parameciidae. The transcript is spliced from 3 exons.